Molecule: messenger RNA, 911 nt
Organism: Cladophialophora immunda
Lineage: Eukaryota; Fungi; Ascomycota; Eurotiomycetes; Chaetothyriales; Herpotrichiellaceae
Exons: 1
Coding region: 258-785 (175 amino acids)
Molecular function (GO): fatty acyl-CoA hydrolase activity
Source: RefSeq, a predicted model, not a curated record
CGUCGCCGAGAUCGAUUCGCCUUAUAGCUGACUGCCUUUGCCAGAUUCUUAUAGAAAGUCCCACAGCCUGAAAGUUUUUAAGAAAACAAUACUGUGACAUUGCAUUCACUCCCUACCACAACCUCGAACGAGUUUGAAGAAAUCCAGACCCGGUUUGAUUUGCGACUCCUCGGUUCUAGGACAUCGGCAGCCAGCCAAGGUCCAUUGAAAUAAACAACAUCCAAAGUUCUCGGCGAUCCCAUUCUACCUUCGACAUCAUGUCAGAAACGAAUAGAAUAAACCCCCACAAAAAAGUCUUCACAAUCAAAAACUUCCUCUCCUUACCACUCCGCGAGCGCGUGCUGGGUCUCGAGAGGGAAAUCGUCAGCGACCCAACAUACUUCGGCUUCGACACACACUCGCUUCAACAUGCCAACCUGCAACUGCUCGACGCGCAGCCAAAUUCUGUGAAAUGGAGUCUAGAUAUCGGAUCGGAGCUGUGCAACAAAUCCGGCAACCUGCACGGUGGCGCGGCGGCAACGCUGCUGGAUAAUCUGACGAGUACGGCGUUGCUGACAAUAGCAAAGGAAGGGUUCCUGGAUGCUGGACACGUGAGCAGGACGAUCACCAUGACCUAUUUACGGCCAGUGCCGAUGGGGAGCAAGGCGAUUGUAGACUGUGAGGUGCAAGCUGCCGGAAGGAACACCGCAAACAUCAUGGGCAAGAUUUACGUGAAUGGGAAGCUCUGUGUUACUUGCGUGCAUGAUAAGGCGGUUUUUUCGAGUUCGAAACAGGCCAAGUUAUAGAACAGCACAGAAGGUCGGAGUCAGGAUGGUAGAGGCUGCGGAAUUGUGCUUUCGAAGUGAUAGACUCCAUGGGUGGGUGGGUGGAUAGAAUAGACUUGAUCUGUAUUUGUGAACCCCUGAUCUUCA